Spirodela intermedia is the source of this 2556-nucleotide messenger RNA. Lineage: Eukaryota; Viridiplantae; Streptophyta; Magnoliopsida; Alismatales; Araceae. The record is from the annotation of a GenBank genome assembly.
AUGGCAUCGUCACGGGGGGAUGCUCCUGUGUCAACUAGUCUCAGUGCUUCUUCGUCGGCUGCUGCAUACUCUCCACCAUAUCCGAGUGCCGCCAGGCUUUCGGAUUCCCAGUGCUUCUCCCAGUACUCUGCUUCUCUCAAGUGUGAGUGAAUUUUCCCCCCCUCUCUCUCUCUCUCUCCCGCCCUCCCUCCGGGCUUUCCCACCAUUUCUUCUCUUUGCUUAAUUUACUUGGGUUUUUUAUUAGAUGAUUAUAAUUAUGGAAGUUGCUUAAGUUGCGAGGAUGGACUGUUCGCUAGCUUUGUUGUGGAUAGGGAAAGUUUCUCUCAUUCACAUGAUUUUGGAUCACUUUUAGUAGAGAAAGGCUAUAACUACGGUUCUUUUACCCACAGUUGUAUGGUUAAGAGUUAGUUUCCAACAACAUAUUAACAAAGGGGAUUAGAGUUUUUUCUUUGAAGGGGGAUCAAUGUUCGCAUGAAAAAGGGCCAAGGCUUAAAUUUGUUCCAACAAAAAGAACAUUUUUGCUUCUGUGUUUCUCACAUUUCUUUCUCCACACCAAAGUGAUUGUAACCAUUUUAGGCCAACCGAGGUCUUUAUUUUGGGGUGGGAUUUAUUUUAUUUAUGAUUCUAGUUUAUUUCUUUUGAUUUCAUCAUCACUAAUUGUGAACAGUCUAAUUCUUAUCUCAUAAAAGAAGAUUGGGAAAAGUAAAAGAAGAUAGUUGUUUUGGAAGAAUCAUCACAUAUUCAUGUUAUGGCUGAUAAUGUGCUUAGUAGAUAAUCCAAAAAUAUUUCUGAUUAUCAUCAUGCCGUGUAUCAGAUUUCAAUACCCAAAAAACUCCAUUUAUUAUGUAGCUUCAUCUGUACUAGUCUCUAACCUAAGCCAUUUUAAUUUACGUCCCACUAUUGGUUGUUGGUAUCCUAUGUAUAAUGGAUCUAGGUCCAACAUUUGGUCCUUGUCCUGGUAGACCUAAUCAUUGAUUGGUCCAUACCUAAUUUGCAUGGGUUCUUUAUGCUUUGACUUCGAGUUUAGCCUCCUUUGUUGGAACCGAUAGGUAAUAUUUAUAGUUCUUUAUGGUUGCUUUCCACACUUGAAUAAGUUGGCAGGUAACAUGAGAAAUCCUCCAAGUUUUUAUUUUGAACACAUUUGGUCUAAUAGUGAUUGUACUAUAAAUGUUUUGAAGGUCUAGAGUCCAACUCGGAUAAGAGCAAAUGCCAAAAACAAUUUGAUGACUACAAAGAGUGUAAGAAGAAGGAGGUAUAUCAUUCCUUUUCUUUUCACUUUUCUCUGGUCUAUUAAGUUCGGUUAAAGAAUAUUUUCUGAUUAUUGCAGUUAUAUCUAGAACUAGAAAUUUUCAUGCUACUACGAUGUUUUUAUUGCAUAUUUCCGAAUCAGAUCUAUCACUCUCUCUCUUGCUGUCUCUCUGUCUCUCUGUCUCUCUGUCUCUCUCUCUCUCUGUCUCUGUCUUUGUCUCUGUCUCUGUCUCUCUCUCUCUCUCUCUCUCAAAUUGUUUUUUGGCAAGAAUCUAUCAUCUAUGGAUUUGGGGAAAAAAAGAGUAAUGAACAAUUUAUUAUGGAUGAUUAAACUCUGGUUGAAAACUGACUUGGAGGUGGAAGAUAGGUACAUUUCCAGGGAAGAUUUAAUUGUAUUAUCAUUAUUUUUCACAAAGAAUCGGAGUGAUCUCUAGAAUCAUCUCAGAAACCGCCAAUCCCAGUUCUAAUUGGGAUCUCCCAAUUCUAUCCUCUAUGCUUCGUUGCCAUUGGGGGGGGGGGGGGGUAGUAUUCUUCUCGAAAUAUUGUCUAAGCUACAAGCAUCUGUUCCUUGGUUGACUCAUUGGGGACUGAGCUGCCCCAGAGUAAGAUGAGUAUCCCUUUUAUCACAUAUUAUAUGGUUUUAAUUCUCUCUCAUUCCCCUUAGCAUUGAAAACUCUCAAGGCUAGGAUCAUUGACUUUGCUUGGUCAAUGAUGGCUUCUAGCUUCAUACGCGGUUUUGUUUCGGUUUUUUGUUAGAUUGGCCUUUAUGAAAAUGAGUUUUGAGAAUAAUAUGGGCUACGUUUUCAACAAAUUAUUCACGGUUUUAACUCUACCUAUCCUUUUUUCCUUUUCAGGUAAAAAGUAGUCAAAGUUUAAGCCUGAGAAGUAGUCAAAGUUUGACUUGUUGCUUGUGAUUACUCCCUGUUGUCUCCUAGCUUCAUAUGUCAUCUUCUUUUGAUUUGAUAGGUUGGCCCACAUGAACUAAUCUACCCUAAAAGAGUAGCAUGGCCAACCUUUUGACUGAGUAAUUAAAGGCUUUGUCUCCCUCACGGCUUCAGUGUGUUGGAAUAAUCAACAGUUUGACUUUAAAGCUUGACAUUAGCCAAUGGUGUAUUUUAGCUUCAUAUGCGGUCUUGUUUCUGUUUCAUAGGUGGACCCACAUGAACUAGUCUACACACAGCAAUUUGAAAAUCCUUGGUGUUGUGAUUUGUUAGGCUUGGGAUUAGUCAACAGUGAGAUCUGAUCUUCUUUUUGGUUCCACAGAGGGAGGCUCGGCUGGAGCGCAAUAGAAGCAGAUCGCUGUUUUAA